GUCUUAUCCAAGUAAACCCUAGAAUUGUUAGACUUCUGAAAAGCUACAUCACACAAUAUGUCUGCAUCUAUCAUAUCGACCGUCGUGGUUGUGUGGAGAUACGCCUGGUUCAUUGCGCUACGUCCAUUGGCUGUUCUCAUGCUGACAGGGGCUGCUGUCUCCCUUUUUCGAUCCGGAAUGUCAGUCUGCAAGGAUGUCCCUUCCAUGGCCUAUGAGAUAUUUAUGUGGUUCACGUCGUAGGGUGUAUUGAAUAAUCUGCAUUGGUACUGGAGCGUGAUUUAGCAUGAUUGUUUGAGUUUUCGGUGGCAUAGCGAGGUGUUGAUUACAUUAUUUCCAUGCGUUCGUUGUAUAUAAUUUUCCAUCUCCCACAUAUUAAUUUUGAAGGUGUGAUGUUGAUGUGACAAUUCUCAGUUGUCGGUUAGGCGCGCCCACAAUGACUUCAACAGCUACCAUG
Aspergillus ibericus CBS 121593 is the source of this 454-nucleotide messenger RNA. RefSeq lists its product as uncharacterized. The transcript is spliced from 3 exons. NCBI's taxonomy places the organism in Eukaryota, Fungi, Ascomycota, Eurotiomycetes, Eurotiales, Aspergillaceae. Bases 58 to 240 code for a protein of 60 amino acids. The record is from RefSeq and is a predicted model, not a curated record.